AUGGACAUUUCAAAGUUCACAGCGGCAGCAGCAUCACAAACGAACGAGUUUCAGGUGGCAUUAGCAAGCUUGAAUCUCGACUUUUCCCUGUUCAAGGUAGAAGCACCGCAGGAGUACAAGGCGGUCGGCAAGCACAUAUCAUCAUCGAGAAAGCAAAAUGCAGAAGAAGGCCCGGCACACCGCACCGCUCGAAAGCUUGACACGCUUAUUGGGUCUAUGAUAACAUCGCCUGAACUUUUGGUUAAGGCCUAUGGGCAACGUGUCUCGGAAAUAUCGUCGUCGACGGCGUUCAACCCCCGAGGCUCACAAAAGGACGGCCUCUUCAAAGAACACGUUGGUGCUGACUCGACGACCAUCUGGGCUGCUGCAACAUCCGGCAAAGGUGCAUUGGCGGUGCAUUUGCUUGCUUGCAUGUUGGCGCGCUUAUGGACGCCAGCCGAAGCUACGUCGAUAUGGGCGGAGAUUGUGCAACGUCGCAAAGCGCAAAUUACGGCUGAAUACGACACAAACGAGCCGUCCCAUUUCCCCCUGAUUCAGGCGUCACGUCUUGAAAUCUCGAGAUCUGAGCUUGCAAACUGGGAUGCCGGCGCUCGAGCUUGGCUUACCGUUGCUGACAACGCGAUGUUGCGCCAGCACACGCAGCUACGUCUUAUCACCGAAAACCUCUCCAUUUCAGUAAACAACAAGUUGGACGUGUUCUCGGGCGUUAUUGAUGCUUGGAAGACUGGCAUGCAGACGGUCGAGCACCUUUUACAGGGCAUUGCACAGAGAGUUGAUAAUGGUGCAAUACUCCUCGCGCUAUCGGCCUGGCAUAUCUACCCGGAUAUGAUUGUGUUCGGCGACAGGAACAAGACCAUAAAACAGCAUGAUAAUCUGAUCACAAAAGGAGGAUGCUUGACUAUUGGUCUUGAGGACGCAGACCAGUCUCAAAGCAAAGGAGUAUACUGGUCGCUCUCCUUGGCGCAUCUUCGAUUCUAUGGAGAUCCCAUCAUCUGCCAGCGCUCCGCAGCUGAAGAUGCGUCUCGUGUUACCUUCAAUGAGUUCACGCUUGUUGCCCUGGGAUGCUUUCUUCAGAAAUGGUGUGCAUGGACUCAACACGGCCUGGAGAUCCCAUCGGUCACGAACCUGAUCAUUGCUUUGGGUCGCUUCGUUUCACGCAUAUCCGGCGAGUUCAAAUCCAAUCCAACGAUGACUAUUCAAGAAGCGCUUCCUGCAUACAACUUGACACUUGCAGCCUCAGGCUGGAUUGGUGUUCUUGCGAAAGCCUGCGAGAUGUUGGAGGAAAGCAAUCAAAUCAAGGAGUAUCAGAAUCUAGUCAAACUGGGUACUCGACGAGGUUCUUCAUUCCUAUCUCCUGCAACAGGACAUCCACCUCGGCUAUUUGGUCUUACGUCUCCAGAAAUCGUUCUUAACAUGUUGAAAAGCACCUCGCACGUCCAGUUGAAAGCGUUGAGGGUCUUGGUCUCUGCAGACAAACACCUGCGCAACAAGAACUUAUUCAUCAAGUACCGUCAAGGUUUUGGGUCCAACAAAUGGUAUGAGUUUGCGACCCUAACACCAAUCCGCAACAAUUCCAAAACCAAGGACUAUGUGCGCUGGGUUCCUUUGCAUCUACCAGCUGACACGGCCGGGAAACGACUGCAAGAGAUCGCUUCAUUAGGAGAAGUCUGCGAAAGAUAUAACCCGGACAGUAUUCUGUCGUUUGACGAUGGUAUCAAAUUUUUGACUCGAUCAUCUGGAACACGAACUUGGGAUGAUGUGGCGCCGAUGUCGCUUGCUCUCACGAAUGACGAGGCGUACGAACACAAGUCAAACAGUGGAACUGUUACUCAAAUUCGCAUUCGGAAUCUAGGCCGUGGGUGGCCGGUAUCUCUCUUCACCAUGGACAGUGACCUGAAGCAAAUCGACAUGGACAUUUCGCCAAACCACCUCAUUCGGUUCCUGGAUGAAAGACUUUUUGACGUCGCCAAACUCGAAAACCAUCUGACUCAUUCCUGGUUCGAGAAGUCAUCGCCUGCUUAUAUCCGAUGCAUGAAAGCUCUUGCGUCUGCGAAUACAAUAUACGGUUCCUUGCCUGGGGCCACAGUCUCCCUGAGCGUGCUACGUCGAGAGCUGGGGAAGCAGAAAUGGGUCCCAAAAGAUAGUACCUCCGACUCCAUGUGCGACGAAGACGAAGAUGAUGAUUUUGUUAUGAUCAAGAGGCGCCACCGCUUCUUCGAAGGGUAUGAGGUUGAUAGAGCUCAUGGGCUAUCUUGCGUAGCAUUCUUCGAGACUGGCUCACUGGACUUGUCACCUGAUUCCUUCGACAAUGUUCUAGCUAUCUCGUCCGGAAACUCUAUAUUUGCGUCAAAAUCAAUCCUCUGCGACCCUUGGGAGAACCCAGAGCCAUACAAACUUCAGAGGCUUACUGCCAACAUUGGAAGACCGGGACUCUCAUUACUCAUACCACCCAUCAAUCCAAAAAUGCGGCAGCCUGAAUUCGAUUCUUGGAAGGUAGUCAACCACGAGCCUUUUGACGGAGGCUCCAAAGACCAUUUCAGCAAUACCUCUAUCCACCUUUCAUUCACGAAGUACGAAAGCCCCGUUCCAGGCGCGGUUCACCAUGGUGCCCAGGAUGUCGAGGCGACUUACGUUGAGACCCUAGCACAAGUCCAUGAAGGCCCGAAGUGGGUUGCUGAUGUGGACAUUCUUGCAGCACUGCAAAGUAGCCUCCUGAAGAGAGUAGCCUUUCCGAAUGAAUGCGAAGGCCACGUAAUCAGACAUAAGCCCAGGUUUCCUGCGGCAUCAAUUGACAACUGGGAAGAGAUGAUUGACAGCCCUGGAACAGCGGGUGUAGUAAGGGCAGAGGACAACUUCGUGGCGAGACUUGCAGCUGCAGCAGUGUCCGUCCAGCAGGGAAAAUUGACUUUCAUCCUUCCAAGGCAGCUUUGCUGGAAGUGCAUUGAGAACGACACAUGGCAUACACAGGAUGAUUUGGCGGGGGGGACGUUCAUUUGGUAG
Molecule: messenger RNA, 3000 nt
Organism: Colletotrichum spaethianum
Lineage: Eukaryota; Fungi; Ascomycota; Sordariomycetes; Glomerellales; Glomerellaceae
Exons: 1
Coding region: 1-3000 (999 amino acids)
Source: RefSeq, a predicted model, not a curated record